AUGGGAUCUGGCCCAUACACUUUUGAUCAAAAGCCGUUAAUGCUGAAGAAAUGGCACCCUAGGAUGACAAUGGAUCCGAAUGAAAUCAGAUCUGUGCCGAUCUGGAUUCAGCUGCCUGGAUUACCAUGGGAGUUUUGGUCUACUGAAAUCCUGAGUAAAAUAGGGAGUUUCUGUGGUUCUCCACUGUAUUGUGAUCAAUGCACCAUUAGUAAAACCAGAUUAGGCUAUGCUAGAGUACUGGUGGAGAUGGAUGCCAUGGGCAGAAGAUUGUUUAUGAAUGGAGACCUCUCAUAUGUGAAAAAUGUUGUAGGAUGGGGCAUUCCAAGAGCAAUUGCAGAGUCACACAUUAAAAAAGUCUUAGAGAAAAAAGAAGAGAAGGAUGUUCAUGAAAUGGAGGCAGAGGACCAGCAGACCGACUCAGUUAUCUCAAAAAUCAAUGUUAAGACCAGCCUAGACAUGAUUGAGAAGGAACAAAAAGGAGAUAUAUCUCUGGAUGAUGGAUAUAGACAAAUGAUAGGAGCAUGGAACAUCAGAGGGAUUAACAAUCCUAAUAAGCAAUCAGAGGUGGCUUCUCUGAUUAGCAAGAAUAAGUUACAAUUCAUAGGUAUUACUGAAACUAGAGUUAAUUCCGUAAAGUUUGAUAAAGUUUGGAAUUGCUUGAAGAGUAAAAUUCCAGGCUGGGGAGUUAUCAAUAAUUACAGUUGUUCUAGUAUAGGGAGAAUCUGGAUCAUCUUCAACAAAAGUGAGAUUGAUGUUGAUAUCCUAGCUGUUCAUAACCAAUUCAUUCAUUGGAGAGUUAAAAAUGACAGGUUAUCUUUUUUGUGUACUGUGGUGUAUGGUUCCUAUAUGGCUGUUGAAAGAGUUAACCUAUGGAAUACCUUGGACAGGGUGGGAGGCAUUGAUAUAGAUAUGCAAGCUGCAGAUGACUUCAAAAACUGGGUUAGUGAAUCUAAUCUUUUGGAGCUAAAAAAGACAGGCAACACUUAUACAUGGACUAAUAAUCAAAGUGGUAAUGAUAGAAUAUGGAGGAAAUUAGAUUGGUGUUUUGUUAAUCUAAGUUGGUAUGAGGACUGGACAGAUUCAAUGGCAUUUCUGAUCACAGUCCUUUAA
This is a messenger RNA of Mercurialis annua (annual mercury), 1110 nucleotides long. RefSeq lists its product as uncharacterized. The record is from RefSeq and is a predicted model, not a curated record. The transcript has 4 exons. The coding region runs from base 1 to 1110 and encodes 369 amino acids. Lineage: Eukaryota; Viridiplantae; Streptophyta; Magnoliopsida; Malpighiales; Euphorbiaceae.